Molecule: messenger RNA, 1377 nt
Organism: Jaminaea rosea
Lineage: Eukaryota; Fungi; Basidiomycota; Exobasidiomycetes; Microstromatales
Product: fructose 1,6-bisphosphate aldolase
Exons: 5
Coding region: 52-1131 (359 amino acids)
Biological process (GO): glycolytic process; gluconeogenesis
Cellular component (GO): cytosol
Molecular function (GO): fructose-bisphosphate aldolase activity; zinc ion binding
Source: RefSeq, a predicted model, not a curated record
ACACUAUCGCAUCGCUUCCCCUUUUCUAAUCAGCUCAUUACCAACAACAACAUGGGUCUCAUUGACAUUGCUCCCGCUGGCGUCGUUGCCGGCAAGGACGUUUACAAGGUCUUCGACUACGCUCGCCAGAAUGGCUUUGCAAUCCCCGCCUUCAACGUGACCUCAUCCUCGGUCGCCAACGCCGCCCUCGAGGCCGCUCGUGACGCCAAGAGCCCCGUCAUCCUCCAGGUCUCUCAGGGUGGUGCCGCCUACUUCGCCGGCAAGGGUGUCGCCAACGACAAGCAGCAGGCCUCCAUCGCCGGUGCCGUCGCUGCUGCCCACCACAUCCGCAACAUCGCUCCCCUCUACGGCGUGCCCGUCAUCCUCCACUCUGACCACUGCGCCAAGAAGCUCCUCCCCUGGUUCGACGGAAUGCUCGACGCUGACGAGGCUCACUACCAGAAGACUGGUGAGCCCCUCUUCUCGUCGCACAUGCUCGACCUGUCUGAGGAGCCCAAGGAGGAGAACAUCGAGACCUGCAAGAAGUACCUCGCCCGCAUGGCCAAGAUCGGCAUCUGGCUCGAGAUGGAGAUCGGCAUCACCGGCGGUGAGGAGGACGGCGUCAACAACGAGCACGUCGACAACGCCUCGCUCUACACUCAGCCCGAGGACAUCUGGGACAUCUACCGCGAGUUCAGCGAGAUCACCCCCAACUUCUCCAUCGCUGCUGGCUUCGGUAACGUCCACGGCGUGUACAAGCCGGGCAACGUGCAAUUGCGCCCAGAACUGCUCCGCAAGCACCAGGACUUCGUCAAGGAGCAGAUUAAGUCAAAGGAGGACAAGCCCGUCUUCUUUGUCUUCCACGGCGGUUCCGGUUCGGAGAAGAAGGACAUCACCAACGCCGUCUCGUACGGUGUCGUCAAGAUGAACGUCGACACCGACACCCAGUACGCCUACCUCGAGGGCAUCCGUGACUUUGUCCUCAACAAGAAGGACUACCUCAUGAGCCAGGUCGGUAACCCGGAGAAGGGCCCCGACGCCCCCAACAAGAAGUUCUACGACCCGCGUGUUUGGGUUCGUGAGGGUGAGAAGACCAUGGCUAAGCGCUGCACCAUCGCUUACCAGGACCUGGGGUCUGCUGGUAAGCUCUAAGCUGGCAAGACGAAGCUGUAGUGGACAGACGAACAAUGGCUACGAGAGGGGCAGAAGAGAAGAGAUAAGCAGAGGGAGAGGGAGAGCGCCACAGGCGUAAUGGGUGUCAUCGCUGUCUUGCCCAUGGCUGCUUCGUUUUCCUUGGCGUGCCACCUUCCGUUGAGAGCUCUUCUCGAUCUGUAUCCUAAAUAAAAUAGGGAUGCAAAAGAAGCAGUUAGCAGUAGUGAGAUCAGCGCCGCAUCCAGU